AAAGCUGGCAGGGCUUAUUUGCAUACAGUGCAGUUCACAUUUAUAAAUACAUAUCAAAAUGAAGGUGGGACUCGUAUUUGGGGUCAUAUUUUUAUUACGGGGUUGCAACGGGGCUGGAGGUCCAUCUGAUGACCCGAUAGCAGUCACACCCCCAAAUCUGCCAGGGGGUGAAAUUGCAUGUGAUGCUCCACCAGGACCAUUUUUUGUCGACUUUUCGCCACCUUUCCCCACUGAUGCUUGGUGGAGUGGAUUCACUGUGACAAAUCAAGAUGCGAACGUCGCAGGACCUUUCCCCUACCAAUCGGCAACCUCAAACACCGGUCUCACAUUCGGAAUCGGUGACAACCGUGAGUUUGACGGAGCAUCUGUCAAAGUCCCGACCCAAGUCGAUUGGACUGCAAGUAUCGCUGAUCUUCCGAACGCUUUGAACAACAGAAAAGCCACUGCUUGGGAUACCCAAACUGUAUGUUUGCAAUAUUUCAAUGGACAAGGGGCAACUAUGGACACCUGCCUCAUUCCGGGGUCACCCUACAUGACCUUCGUUUUCCGAAAUGCUGGCAUCGUUCUCACCUCUGGAGGUGGAACAAUCACUGAAUUCCUUUGGGUCACACCUGGUCAGCGAGCUCGCGUAACUUUGCAGAAUGGGGUAUAUUACACCCUCUACGUUGUCGAGGGUACUGCCGACCUUACCGCGGCAGGCACCACGAUUACAUCCCCACCCGGUACGUCCGCCACUAUUCGGCUGUCCAAGGUAAAAGCUUUAGGACAAGAGGCAGUGUUGGAUGCUUAUUCUACAACUUACGCCACCGGGCUAGAUUUCCGUUACAACGUGCAAGGAAACGUCGCUACCACGACUUGGACAUGGGACGUUGUCGGUGAUCCCAGCCAGCUCCUCAUUCUUAGUUGGCCUCACCAUCGCGAACUUUUACAAGGCGGUCAGUUUGUUAACAUCGAAUACCUGACUUUGAAGGGACCCAUGCGAGGCGUUCUCGGAAAUGUAUGGAUCCAACAGUACGAACUUCCCACGAUCUCCUGGUUCGCCGAAGCCCCAAUCCAUGCCUCGUGUCUGGCCGAGCUGACCAAAACUCUGGAGGCAGAAGUCAACUCACUCACGGUCAUGAUUCCUGGAGACUUUUACUUUUGGGGUGGAGCCUUCGGUCGCGCGUCACGACUCGCCCUGAUCGCCGAACAGAUUGGUCGCCCUGAUCUCAUCACGAGAGUUGUCGACAUUUUGAAGGAAAGUUGCAACUAUUGGUUUGACCCUGCGCACACACCUGCCGCCGCGUUCGAGACGGGAUGGGGUGGAUUCAUUAACAAGGAAGGCUGGAACAAUACGUGGGUCGAUUUUGGAAAUGCGUAUUACAAUGAUCACCACUUUCACUACGGUUAUUUACUCUACGGAGCUGCCGUCAUUGGAAAGUAUGACCCAGCCUGGCUCAAUCAAAAUAUGGACUUUAUGAUGCAUGUUGCUCGCGACGUUGGCAACCCGUCCCCCAACGAUCCCCACCACACCGUCACCCGCCACAUGGACUUUUUCGCAGGACACUCAUGGGCCUCCGGAAUUGCAAACGGUGCCGGACCUCGCGACCAGGAAUCUUCCGGGGAAGCGAUUAACGGCUACUACGGUCUCCUCCUUUUCGCCCACGCCGUCAACAACCAGGCCUUGAUUGACUGGUCUAGAUUCCUCUUGGCUAUGGAAAUCAAGGGGGCUCAAGUGUACUGGCAUCUGUACCCGAACAGAGCCCCGGACGCGUCACCCUAUCCGGAACAACCCUUCCGAGAUUUGACCACGGUCGGUAACGUGAUGGACUGGCAGACGGGGGCCUGGUUGUUCUGGGGGGAUCAGAGGACGCAAAUUGCUGCCAUUCAAAUCCUUCCAUUAACGCCGAUAGGACAAGUUACCUACGACCGGGAGUGGAUGGAGGGUGUCGUCCCCUAUUGUCAAGUAGAGUUGGACGAUGUCACGAUUGGAGAUGCGUUCAAAUCGGUGAUUUACGCUGCCUAUGCUAAAGUCAACCCGCAAGAAGCGUAUGCCUACUCUUCAAGGUUGUUUGAUUGGGGAACGGGAAAUUCGGCUUCAAAUCAGCUCUACUUCGUCGCCACUCAAGCCUCGGGCGCGGAUAUCUGCUCCGCCGCUCAACAAACUCCAGAAGGACUUUUCACCAUUCAAGACGCCGCAACAGGACUGUUCGUCACUGCUGAAGGAAACGGAAAUCUCGCCGCAACUACGAGUGCAGAUGUCCUGGCGUCCAAAUUCGUGUUGGGAUUCACUCCAGGUGGUGGAACCAUCCAAGUCCUCUCCUCCGAACUGUUCGUCACUGCUUCUCCCAAUGGAGACAUGCCCAUCACCGCUGCUCGAGAAACCGUCGGCUCUUACGAAGUAUUUAGAUGGACCCCUCAAGCCGAUCAGACUUACACCUUGACCGCCAUGGUGAACCGAGCCGAGGUCACCACCUCUGCGGGAGAAGGUCAACUCAUCAACAAUGCCAAUUCCACUAAUGGCAUUCCUGCCGGAAGGUACCGUCUCGUCCCCACUGACAACGCUCCUCCCGUCGACCUCCCUCCCACGGCGACAAUUCGGUCCGUCGAAAACACCAGAUACGUCGUCGCCACGGCCGGAGCUCCCACGCUGAUGACGACUUCACCCGACGUUGGUGGUGCGACGAGAUGGGCGUUCGCCAAGGUGGAAGAAAGCCCAGAGGCCUCGCCCUACUACACCAUUCAGAAUUUGGACACGCAACAAUACGUGACUGGAAAUAUGGCCGGAACGGUCCCACUUUCUGCCACGGCGCCAGCUCCUCAAGCAUGGGAACACUUCCAAGUCGUUGCUUAUCAAGGGUCUUACAUCUUAAUUCAUGUCGCGAGUGGUCAUCCCGUCGCGUCGCAGGCGGACGAUACCCUGAUUGAUAAUACCACCACGAUAAACGGGUCGACAUUGUGGGCAAUUGCGGCAUAGUGGGAAAAACAAUUAAGAAUUAAUUAUCGUCAUAUUUAAUAGUAAUAAAGUUAUUGAGAAAAUA
Molecule: messenger RNA, 3020 nt
Organism: Folsomia candida
Lineage: Eukaryota; Metazoa; Arthropoda; Collembola; Entomobryomorpha; Isotomidae
Product: putative endo-1,3(4)-beta-glucanase 2
Exons: 11
Coding region: 59-2956 (965 amino acids)
Molecular function (GO): endo-1,3(4)-beta-glucanase activity
Source: RefSeq, a predicted model, not a curated record